AUGGUACAAGUCCAACAAAGCCUAGGACCGCGGACGACAACAAUUUUGGGUGUAUUCGUGGGCUAUAUUGCGCUUUGCAGAGGCUUGCGGUACCUGCGACGAGAUCGGAAUCAUGCCCAGCUUCCUUAUAAGACCCGCGAGGACUUUAAGAAGAUGACAGCUGAAGAUGCCUGGGAGAUUGUGAGAUCUUUUCAAAGCCUUGAGUUCCCAUGGAUGACUGGGAAGGCCCUGGCUUUUGCUCUCUUCAAGACAUAUGGCAUACCUUCAAUCUCCAAGCUUCUCUGCGCCACCCAGCAGCUCGGCCAUGUCGAAUACGCCGGGCGACGAUUCGCCGAUACGAGCCUCCUAAUCAUCGAAUUUCUGGGCCACUCUCCAAGUUCAGAACGUGCCAAUUCAGCUAUUGCUCGUAUGAACUAUCUUCACAGCAGAUAUCAAAAGGCAGGCAAGAUUAGCAAUGAUGACCUGCUUUUCACUCUGUCACUUUUCGUCUUGGAAAUUGAGAGAUGGGUUCGGACCUACGAGUGGAGAUCACUGACGCCUAUGGAGAUCUGCGCCUUGGGCACACACUGGAAAGUCAUAGGCGAUGCUAUGGGUAUCAACUACUCUGAACUACGGCAUGGACCUAGCAACUUCAAAGACGGCCUUGAGUUCUUCGAAGAUAUCAAAGAAUGGGCUGAUGAGUACGAACGUCGCUUCAUGGUGCCCAACGCAUACAAUCAUCAGCUUGCCGAGGAGACUACUCGCAUCCUUCUUGCCAACAUCCCAGGUCCCUUCAAACCUUUCGGCAAAAACAUGGUCGCAGCGCUGAUGGAUGAGAGACUGAGACGUGCUAUGUUGUACGAUGACCCACCUACAAUCUAUUUUAAGACGAUCAAGUUCACCUUUGCUGUGAGGAAGCUUUUCCUUCAGUAUCUUAUCCUGCCACGGCCGUAUGCACUGCGAUACGAUCCGCUAUCAGAACAUCCAGAUCCGAAAACGGGUCGCUAUCAUACAAACGAGUACGAUAGUGAGCCCUGGUAUGUGAAGCCUACUUUUUUCACCCGCAACUCACCACUCUCCUGGUUCCGCUGGGCUUUGGGCGGUCCUUACCCCGAUGGGAAACAUUACAAGCCAGAAGGCUAUAAAAUCUUUGAGCUUGGGCCUAAGAAGCUGGAAACUCAGGGUGAGGAAGAGUGCAAAGCGACGCGAGAUCGACUCAUAGCAGGUAACAGAGGCGGAUGUCCAUUUGCCUUUUAA
Cucurbitaria berberidis CBS 394.84 is the source of this 1236-nucleotide messenger RNA. RefSeq lists its product as uncharacterized. The record is from RefSeq and is a predicted model, not a curated record. Lineage: Eukaryota; Fungi; Ascomycota; Dothideomycetes; Pleosporales; Cucurbitariaceae. The transcript has 4 exons. Bases 1 to 1236 code for a protein of 411 amino acids. Gene Ontology annotation, molecular function: oxidoreductase activity.